Molecule: messenger RNA, 1713 nt
Organism: Mercenaria mercenaria
Lineage: Eukaryota; Metazoa; Mollusca; Bivalvia; Venerida; Veneridae
Exons: 1
Coding region: 1-1713 (570 amino acids)
Source: RefSeq, a predicted model, not a curated record
AUGGCAGUUUCGGGUCGAAAGUUUUCUAAUUUUCAAGGAUCCAUAUCGAAAGUUUCAGCUGAAGACUUUGAACAUAGAUGUGAACCAUGUUUGGCGAUUGGUCAGCAAAUAGAAGCUCACGGAUUUUGUGUGGAUUGUCAAGAAUACUUGUGUAAGAACUGCUUUGCUUAUCAUCAAAGGAUAAAGGUGACCAAACAUCAUCACCUGGUCAACAAAGAUAAUAUGACUAAACAUUCUGUAAUCAAGGCGGAAUCAGACGAAUGCACUGAAAAGUGUCAGGUACACAAAAAGGAAGUGAUUAAAUUUUUCUGCCCAAAACAUGAAGCUCUCGGCUGCAACGAUUGUAUCGUCCUGAAUCACAGAGCCUGUGACAUUGACUAUAUACCUGAUAAAUGUGCAGGUAUUGGGGACAGUGCAGAGUUCAGAGAGGUACUGUGGGAGCUUGACCAGAAGGUGAAUGAAGUCGAGGAUGUUAUAAAGCAGGCCUCACAUAGAGAAAAAGAAUUAAAUUCGUUCCACGAUAAGCUACUCAAAGAAAUUACAACGUUUUGCAAAGAGUUAAAUGAUCGCUUAGACCAACUACAAAAACAAAUACAGACAGAUGCUGACAGAAAGAAAUCCACAGAUAAACAAACAGUAAAGAAUGUGCUUGAAACAUGUACAAACAUUUCUUCAGAUAUCAAACAACUACAGUCGAGACUACAAGAUUACAAAGCCUCACAGCAGAAUGGACAACUUUACAUUACAAUGAAACAAGCUAAAUCCAAACUAAAGUCAGACGAAAUAAAGGAGGCAGACAGAAGUUUAGAAAAGACAAAUAUGCAAUACACAUUUGAGCAAAACCAAGGUCUGGUAAACAUGCUUUCAAGACAAAAUGCCAUUGGAAAGCUCGCACUCUCUUCUCUUGUAACUUCAAAGGAGAGGAAGCCAAUUGAAACAUUAACCAAAAAAAUAAACAUAGAAAUAACGACAAAAUCUGAUCAGUAUCUAUGCCUUAUAACAGGAUGUGUUGUCCUGUCCUCUUACAGACUUCUGGUGGCUGACAAUCACAAUGCGAAACUGAAAGUUGUUGACAUAAAAAAUAAAGCUGUAAUAGAAGAGACAACACUUUCUUCGAAACCAUGGGACAUUGCAGUCCUGCCUCAGGACCAUAUUGCUGUGACAAUGCUAAAGACGGAAGAGAUCCUUAUAAUGACAACAUCAGGUAAACUGUCAACUGUUCACAAAUUUCCAUUUAAAGGAGCAUGUGGAGGUAUAGCUUAUCAUCAAGGUCAUCUCUAUAUAGUUUGCAGUGAUCCGAAUGGGGUAUUUAUUACAGAUACACAAGGUUACGUCCAGAACAAAGUUUUAUUGGAUAAUAAGAGAUUUCGCUUUCCAAGCUACCUUCUGCUAAGUAAGAAUAAGAAACAUAUCUUCAUCAGUGUCUAUGGUAGCAACAGUGUCGUCAGUAUAGCAUUACAAGGUAUAUCUGCUGAAUACGAAAACAAAGACUUUAAAUCACCAGUGGGAAUGAUGAUGCUAGACGAUGGAUCUUUGAUGGUGUGCUGCAGUGGGGACAAUGGCAGUAUACACUGUAUCUCGAGCGAUUUAAAGCAAGGUAACACAAUGAUAGAGGAUCUGUCAUACCCAUUUUCUAUGUGCUAUAAUCGAGAUCAACAUGAGGUCUAUGUCGGAGGUAACAUUAAUCAGAUGAUUGUGCUGAGUCCAAAAUAA